AUUAAAGUUCGAAGGCGAGGUCGAUUCCAUGCAGAAUCCAACUGCUGGAAAGUUCCGAUAAAAUUAUCCCGUGACUGUAAAUGUUAAUCUAAUUGCAUAAAUAAAUAUUUGCUUUGGCACUGUGAGUGUCAUCAUAAAAAAGAAGUGAAAUGAGGUCAACAAAAAAGUGUUUGUAACAGAGCAAACUACUCGUUUAGGCUAUUUUUGCCUUACAAGUACAGAUAUAUAUCUUCACGUUUUAUGUAGAUAGCAUCAUUUUAUUUGAUCAGUGCCGGAUGUAAGAAAGCUUAAGUUUCUUCGUAGUGGCAGACAGAUUUUACAUAUUCCUGUCAAAUGUUACGCCACCCAGAUGCAUUAACUUAUCAGACGGCAUGUGAUUCUGGGACAAACCAAAGUGAUGCAAAGGAAGCAUUUCCAGUUCCAGACUGGCAGCUGACCAGUGAAAGUAGUGAGGACAGUGAAACAGCAUUUCCUUGGCUGCAGUCACCUACCCAGCCUGUACCACAUAUACCCAGUGAUUCAGAGGGAAUCCAUAUGGACUGGAGCGAAGGGGAGGAAACCAAUAUAUCUCCAUCCUCACCUUCUCCAUCAGAAGAAGCGGAGGCAGGGGAUCAGAACAACGAAGAAUCUCAGAAACCUAAAGGAAAGAAGGUUAAGCGAAUUCACACAUGUGAUGUGUGCCGCAAGUCAUAUCGACUUCAAGCCUCUCUUGAGAAGCACCUCAGAGUCCCUUGUGAACUUCGACCCUACAAGUGUGACAUUUGCAGUAAAGCCUUUAAGCGACCGGAUCAUCUCAAAGCUCACUGCCGUAUGCACACUGGAGAGCGACCUUUUUUAUGUGACUUGUGUGGUAAGUCCUUUCGCCAGAAGAAUCAUCUGCAGAGGCACUCAGAGAGGAAACAUGUCCAUGGCAAAGAAGACGAUGAACCUGAGGAGCCAGAGCCGGAGCAAGACUCUAGCUUUAACAUAUGUGGAUUGUCAGAGGAGCUGGAAGAUGAUGAGAUAAGAACAGAUCACCGGGACUGACUAGGGUCGCGUCUGGUUUGUACACCGAAGAACAAAAGUGCUUCAACAAAGAAAGCGCUACACACCAAGAACAAAUGUAAGAAACCAUCCAAAAAGGGUAUUAUUUCAAAGAAAAAAAGGCUGGAAAAUCCAAAUAAUCAUGAUCCAGAAGAAAAACCUGUUAACAAAGCCACUACGGAUAAAAAUGGAGCCCAAUGACGCCCAACCAUCCUUCCUCCCUGGGGGUGGGGUAAACUCCAAGCCACUAGGUUAAAAAUAAGGAGUCAAAACUUGAUAUCAUUUACCUCAGAGUUAUUGUGUGUAUUUAAAAAAGAGAGAGAGAGAGACUAAAUUGUAAACUGGGUGACAAGGACUGUAUUUUAAGUUAAUGUUGAUUACGUUGACAUUCACACAGAACCAGUUUAUCAUACCCUGUCCCAAUUUAUAAACUUAUGAAGCACUUUAUAUAUGCUGGUAUGUUUUAGACACAAAGUUAAUUCCAACGCUGGGAUCAAAGAACAUGAAUAUUUUUCCAGUCUGUGACUGAUUAUGUUUAUAUGCUUGUUCUUCAUUCAUGAUUCCAGUUAAGAAACUGUUUAUAAAUGCAAAUUGUACAAACCAGACGGAUAUAUAGCAAUAAGGACCUCAUGCAAGUGAGACAAGCAGAGCAGCCUCUGCUUGCCUACCACAAACUCUGCCCCAACGCAAGCAAAUGCCCUUGUUCCUCUAUGUGGGCAUAUUUGUGUGCACCCCACUAUACAAACAUUAGGAUGUGUUGUGAAUUAGAAAUAGAUGUGCUUUAUCUUUAGAUCCAAAGUUGUGUACAAAUUUUAUUUCUCUAUGUGGUGUCUCUAUUGAGUCAUCACACUUAUUUUUUACCUCUCUAGAUUUUACUUGUAUUAGUGGUGUUUCUGUCAAAAUGUAGACUUUAUUUUGUUGAGCUGGCAAUAAUAUUGGCCUAUGCUUUAUAGACAUUUCUGACAAAAUGGUUGAAAUGAAUAUCAGUGUUAUUACACGACCUAUACCAAGAAAAUUGUACUUGCAACAGUUUUUUUAAAAUCUGAAGUGUCAGUGUACAUUUGUGGAAUGUAUAGGUUGUGUAAAAAUGUGUCCCCUUCUCGUGACAAGCAUAUGACUUGCUAAUGGAACAAAUACAAAACCCAUUUAUAUGAGCAAGCAUAUGCAGGGGUGAUAUACUUGAACUUUGCAAGCACAAAAUGUGAAACUGUCUUUUACAUUUUUGAACAUGUUAUAGACAUUUGUUUUGGGGUUUCAGUUGAUGCUUUUGUUUUAGAAGUUAAUUUGUGAAUGUCACUGCAUUGUUUCUUCAUGACGGAUUUAUUGACAGGCCUGAUUUUGACUGCUAUUGAAUCACUGCAACAGUGUACAAUUUUGACGGUAAAUCAUGACUGAUCAUUGGUACCUCAUACCUGCAGCAUUUUUUUUCUCCCCUGCUGAAAAGUUGUGACUUCGAAGGGUUGUAACUUGUGUUAGCAAAGGUGCCAUUAUGAGUGUACAAUUCUCAUUCAUCCAUCCAUAAUUUUCUUUUAUACUUGCUUCUUUUGCAUUGUGGGUACUUGGCUGCUGCUUUUGUCUCAUGGCUGAAACUCUUGUGUUCAUUUACUAUUUUAUUACAACUUUUCGCAAAUGUUUUUUACAUGCUGGUAUUACAUGAUGUAUUUUUUUGCAUUUUACAAUUGAUGUCUCAUGCUUUCAUUCCUGACCUCAAUAGCUCUUUGUUACUAUAUCUAUUGUUUUGACUGCUUCCUCAAAUAGCUGGUUUUUUUUCCCCUGUUCAUUCCAGCAAGUGCCGAUGGCAUAGAUAUACGAAGUCUUUUAACUCUUACAGUAUAACAAGUCAGUCACAUCAACUAUUAGACUGGUAGCUGAUGUAGCAAUGCAAAAUGCGUGAGGAUUAGCAUUUGCAAUAAAACUUUUGUUUGUUAAUGAGAUGACAGGGUUGUGAUCAAGAGAUUAAAAGACUUCUGAAGUGCGCAGUUUCAGUAAGCACAGCUAGAGCCAGUUUUUGAUCAUAUUGGGAACAAUAAAAAUACUAGUCUUGGGCAUACAAGUCUAGUCUUGUUCCAUUAGAUCUCAUUGUUAUAUGUGCAUGCAAGGUAAAAUAGAUUUUCUUUAAAAAUUAACCAUGAAUAUAGACAGUGCAUGCACAGCAUUUUAUACAGUUUUUCAGUCCCUUUCCCUGUUCACUUGUCGCCAUUGUUGCAGCAUUGUUGGUUGCAUAUGGUGGAAGGUGACUUCACUGCUGCGCAUCUAAAACCCUUACCCAUAGUAAUUUUUUUUUUUUAAUAUGUUCCUUGUGCAAGAACUUGUAUAUAGAAAGUUCAUCGACAUAUUGUCUCAAGUAAAAGCAGAUCAUCAUUUUGCCUGCAUGCUGCUUUAAGUUUACUUCCUCAAUUUUAUAGCAUCACAUUGUUGUUGAUUGUUUUUGUCUCUUGUGCAUUGUGUUUGGUGCACGUUUUCAGCAUUAUCUCUCAUAAGUGUCCACUGUGUCAUCAGUGGUCUGCUGUUGACAUGCUUUUAAAAUGUACUUGGAGUGAUGUCUUCAUUUAGCAAUCCUUCCUCAUCUGAACUUGGUUCAGGCAGUCAAAGUUGGUUCUUAAUUAAAAGCUGAUCAUCCACAAACUGGUUUUGUGUUGAUCUGUCCUCAAGGUUGUUUCUUAAUUUACCCAAAUUAUAUUUUUUAUUUAUUUGACAUUUCCAUGGCCAUUCCCACAUGUAUAAAGGAUGUUUCAGACAACUUUGUACUAGUCAUCCUGUAACCAAAUGGCAGCCAGACAUUCUCUGUAGGCACAGGUUUUUCUUUAUGACUGCUUCAUUUUGCAUGAAUAUACAUUAGUCUACACAUGUAAUAUUUAUUUUACUGUGGAUUUACAUAUUUUCACAUCUAUUCUGUUAAAAUUUUAGCAACAAUACUGUCACCUUUUUACAUUUGAAGUAUUUUUGCAUACUUUGGUGCUUCUACUACUAUUUAACAUAACUUCUGCACAUCUUUUGACAUGAGAAAUGAUAUGCAUAGAAAACUAGCAUACAAAAGGUUCACAUAGUAUGUUGUGGGAAUAUUUUCCCAUCCUGUACCUAGUUCACAACUUAUAUUCAAACCAGUGUUCUUCCUAGUUAAUAACAAAAUUAGGAUUAACAAUGUUGGCUCAUUAUUCUGAAUGAGGCUCCUACCAGGAAGGAUUGCUCAAUUAAGACAUGGCUUUAGUAAUGUUUAAAGUCUAACCCUUAUUGUUAGCUUUCAUCUUUAAUUCAUUUGAAAGUGUAUAGUGUGAAUGUCUCCAGAUCUCUGGUAUGAGGAACUACACAAGUGAAAAUUGUCAUCAUAUUAAUCUCAAAUGCAUUUUGUAGGCCUAUUGCCAUUUUCAGUGAUUCCACAGGAUUGUCACCACCAUCAACCACCAAUCCUUAGUUGCGAUUACCCUUAUUGUAUGUUUGCCUUUCUAAUCUUAGUUAAGGUCAGACCUUCACUCUUAGUUAUUGUCUGAUGCAUUGAAAUUGAUUGAUCUUAGUUGUGUUACAGAUAAUUUCAAAUGUGAUUUAUAGCCAGUUUCUGUGAAUGGACUUUUAAUGUGCCAGUAAAUGUGCAGAUUUUUUUAGCAUGUUUGUCAAUGUACAUUUCUUUAAAUUCUUGUGGUUGGGAUUCACAUCUCUUAGUAUUCUACUGAACGAAUCCCUGGACUGUAUUAUAUGGAGCACGAAGUAAAUGUCUCUACUGUGAAACAAUCAUGAUUUCACUGGGAACUAGGAAUAGGGUAAUAUUCGCUCAUUGGUUUCCCCAUUUCUUAUUACUGCUUCUCAAGGGCAUGCCAUUUUGUAGGAGAAACCCUGCUAGGCUUUGAGAUUACUGGGACUACUCACACAGUGGAAAGAAAAUUUUCAGGCCCUGUGCUCAAGAAAAAGAAGAAACAUGGUAGCAAACGCAACAAAUGAAAUGAUAUCCUGUUACUUCUUUCAAGAUUGUAAAGGCACAAAUUACCAUAUGAUACACCAAGCUUUUCCCUUGGAUGUAGAAUUAUUUUUUUAUAUUGUUGAUGGUACUUUCAACAAUUUGUUGGUGGUGCACAGUGUUCAAAACAAAGGCUGUGUGACAGAACAAAGGAAGUAUUAUUUAUAGACUGAAACCACUGCACAACGAACUCUAUUGAAAGAGUACAGGCCAUGCAGACUUCUACACUAUUAUUUGUAACAUUGUCCUAAUGGCUGUUAACUGUUAUAUAUGGAUGUAUGUGCUUGUUGUCUUCGUAAGUGUUGAGCAUCAUCAUUGUGCUAACUGGCAACCACAAAUAUCAAUUUUCUUUAACUUCAGUCAUGACAGUAUUUUCCCAUCCAAUGAUUGUACUUAAAAUUUUGUACAUUGCAAAAUUAUUUUAUAAUUUUUUUAUCAUUGUAUUGCUUUGAUUUCAUAGUUAAUAGUUGUUGCAUUAGUAUAUGCCAAGUUUUAGGCAAAAAUGAGAAAAAUAUACAAUUAGAUUUAUGCAUAGAAAUGUAUAUUUUAGAAGGCAUUUUUGUCGGCGUAAAUAAAAUCUCUACUCUUUCA
This is a messenger RNA of Pomacea canaliculata, 5563 nucleotides long. Its product is annotated as myoneurin-like. Gene Ontology annotation, biological process: regulation of transcription by RNA polymerase II. Bases 334 to 1026 code for a protein of 230 amino acids. Gene Ontology annotation, molecular function: RNA polymerase II cis-regulatory region sequence-specific DNA binding; DNA-binding transcription factor activity, RNA polymerase II-specific. The record is from RefSeq and is a predicted model, not a curated record. The transcript is spliced from 2 exons. Lineage: Eukaryota; Metazoa; Mollusca; Gastropoda; Architaenioglossa; Ampullariidae.